Actinia tenebrosa (Australian red waratah sea anemone) is the source of this 3216-nucleotide messenger RNA. Its product is annotated as stimulated by retinoic acid gene 6 protein-like. Lineage: Eukaryota; Metazoa; Cnidaria; Anthozoa; Actiniaria; Actiniidae. Gene Ontology annotation, biological process: vitamin A import into cell. The record is from RefSeq and is a predicted model, not a curated record. Gene Ontology annotation, molecular function: signaling receptor activity; retinol transmembrane transporter activity. Gene Ontology annotation, cellular component: plasma membrane.
CGAGAGUUAAAAAUAUGCAAAGCAUUAUAUAUAUAUCUUUAAAUUUUGGUUAUUUCUUAUURGAUACAACUUCAGAUACAUGUUUUUUUCGCCCCUUAUGGCCAAACAAAGACGACUGGGGAAAUUCCUCAGGAGGGAUGUUUAAAGAUAUUGGUAGAUAUUUUAGGUGGAUGCAAAARGCAUGCAAAUAUGUUAACUUCAUAACUCCAUUAAGGACCAGAUAUGCGAYAUGCAAAUCUUGAUCGUAUGUCCACUUAUGGGACUGUUGUGCGCAAGAUUGCAAAAAGUAAUAUCUAGGUAUGUUACGCAUAAAAGCACUAAUCGUGUUUUAAAACGUUCGCAAUCUUAACAGAGUGAUGUUCUGUGCUAAAGAAAUGCGAUUAUAUUUUUGCGUUCGGUUUGCCAGUUUUGUUGAAGGAAAAGCUGCUCUGUGACAUCACCAGGAAAKCUCURUCUCUAACAACGAGGAAAGCAACAGUUACACCAUCUAUUAGUCUCCCUCGCAUCCGUUUUUAGUGUCGCGUUGCGUGACGACCGACACUAAAAACGGAUGCGAGGGAGACUAACCAUCUAUCCGCGAAUUAAAAUUAUCGUUUUUAAAGGUUAAAAAAUAUUGUGACUACUUUUAGUGGUAACCCACUCUUAUUGAGCCGUCCAUUGUAAGGUUGUUUUUUUUUCCAUGAAAUCCUUUACAGUUUAAAAAAAAGUUGUAUAACAUAAUAAAUGGUAGAGCUGGAGGACUGAAUAGGUAACUGCUCGUUUAUUAAGGAUAUAUAUGACCAAAUCUGAGAAGGGGAGGUAAGGAGAGGAGGCUAGGAGAGAGGAGGAGAGGAAAGGAAGAGAGGCAGGCAAUGUUGCUGUUAGAUCGUUUUCUACACCAGCAACAUUGAGUGCAACAAAUUGAGUCGUGCGACAUAGCUUUGUUUACGUGUCUUAAGUCGGACGGAAUUGGGUGGGGCCAUGCUCGAAUGCUGACCACACCUUCCUUGUCGAUGUGACUUUCAKCUAACAAUGACUAAGUAAUAAGSUAAGUUAUCUUAAAAAYAGCCUAGUUAUUAACAGUGAACAUAACUAUAAUAAUAAUUAAGUGAUGUUUAACCUUUCCUUCUUAACAGUGGUUCCUAGCUGAUCCGGAUAUAUUUUGGAUAUAUGGCGGUUAAAUUUCUCGUCUGGGAUACCUGUGGUAUUUGGAAAGAUUUCUCGGAAAUCUAUUUGGGUAUUGUACCUUCUCCAACUACAACAAACACAUGUCAUCUUGUUUUAAAGCCAGAAAGUAAGCUCCUUUGUUUUUUUUUCAGGAUAGCAGUCGCAUUUGCUUGCAAACUGAUUUGAACCAUAAAUUAAAGUACCGAAGAAAAACACGAAAACCCGAGCUUCCGCAAGAAAAGCAACGACAACUACAAAUUCAUGGCUGCCAACAGUAGCUCGAAUAGUUUUCUACUCACUUCACCAUGUCUAUUCGACAAGACAGUUUUUGACAAGUAUUGCCUUAUACCAGCACUCAUCAUCAUCACGAUACUCGCAUUCCUAAACAAGAGAGUCAGGAUUAAACCCAAAACCUGUGAUGGAAGACCUGGCUUAGUCUUGCCUCUCAACUUUCUUGGUGACAGCACCAACAAUCGUCUGAGUAUUGCUGUAGCAUUUGGUGUCAUUGCUGGUAACUGUUUUCAGCUCUUUAAYGACAUUACUGGUUUUAUUCCUUCAUCCCUCAGUGUUGUUGAACUUAGUGGACUUGGGCCAUGGAAUAAAGCCUUUCGUUCAGUCGUGUGGGUCCUGUUGUAUGGAUUGAUCAACUUUCCCAUCUUUUCCUGUCUGAUGACUGACCACCUGUUGGUUGGUGCAGAUUGCCAAAGCACACGACUAUAUCCACGUGCGUCUGUUGCUAAGCAACAGAUUAGAUCAGAGGUUGGAUUCUUCUAGGAACUGGUGCAUCAAGGUGAGGGAUUGGUUCUACAAACCAAGAGAAGAUUUCAAGUUUUCAACCGAGAUGGUUGCCACCUUGACGGUUUCUGUAAUCUUUAUUUAUCAGAUGACUGUAUCAUUGGCUGAACRGGGUGCAAUGGUGACGCAAUUUCUCCCAAAUUUGCGCAAACAAACAGAACAUUUUAGAAAUAAUCYUGGAGUUUACCGCCUUUAUCGAUUUUUGAUUAUUGUAAUUGAGAUUUUUGGAGUUUCAUUAGAUGUGUGUGCCUGCUUUUCUGCCUUCUUCACAGUCUUGAUGUUGCUGCACUUCCUAAAGUGCCACAGAGAACAUGUUUUACGGUCCUACAAAAUUAAUAGAUUUUUUGGCAACAGCCCUUCAAGACUUGUGGAUCGAAGUCUCAGCUAUCCAGGCUAUCAAAUUGCAUAUAUUGGUUGCGGAUAUAUUGUGUUGGCAAUGGUAUUGUUGACCAUCUCGUUAUGUCUUGGGUUCAUAAUCAAACGUCAUUGGUGGGAUAUGGUAUUGCACCAAUUCGAGAGCGUCUUACCUGUAUUCGUGGUGCCUGUUUGUGUAUGGAUCUGCCAGUUCUUGCUUGGAUGGUUGGUGUUCAGAGAUCGUCGCUUUCCUAAUAGGACUAUUAACAUCAAUAACCACCGUCUCUACUGCGUGAUGUCGUUCUUCUUUUUCUUCUUCAACAUUUUGGUCGGAUUCUUUUCCUCGAUAUUCCGUCUUUUGAAGAGCAUGUUUCUUGGUGUGAUAUUUUUUUCACGCAUCGAUCGCACCCCUCUGAUGCUGGGAUACCAUAAAUGGGACCAAGGUUACRUGUCGUAUAUUGGUUUUCUCAACGUACUCAAGUCCUACAGUCAUCCUGUCAUGUUGGUUUUCUGUCAGCUUCUCGUGGAUAAUCAACGAUCCAGGAGUCCUCAUUUCUUUGGAAACCGAGAGCCAGAAGGUAGAAACUUCUAUCGUUUUUCCAAAACUGCUUUCAAUCGCUGGUUGGUGACCUACACUUUGAUGAAGAACCCGGAGCUUCAAAAAUUCAGGAAGCGAUUCCUAAGGGUGUCGUUUCUGAAGAAUUUUGAUGCCAGCAGUGACGCCUCUUCAAUGCCUUUAAUAGUAUAAUAUGAAAGGAAGUACGGUGAGUCUGUGAUAGAGCACGUUUCGUAUGRCACAGUGACGUGACACAGUGACGUUACACAGUGAACGCGGGGCCUGCAUGCAUGGCGCCUCUUUAUGAUACAGCCAUUUCAGUUAAAGUGCAAAUGAACCCUUCGACAAUACUUUCAGUACUGAUU